Mycena citricolor is the source of this 1335-nucleotide messenger RNA. The record is from the annotation of a GenBank genome assembly. NCBI's taxonomy places the organism in Eukaryota, Fungi, Basidiomycota, Agaricomycetes, Agaricales, Mycenaceae.
GCUUAUUAACCUAGAGAUUGUCUGCAGUAGUACCACACAAGAGUAUGAAGUCACUACCUCAAUCUAGCACAGGUAUAUGUUCCAUUGACUAUAUGCUCAUGUAAGUUGUUCGGCACCCACCUCAGUUACAGUACGCGGAAGCCUCCGCCGCGUAAACUUCAGGGAAGUUCGCUUUUUGCCAUGAACGAGAAUGCUAAUAGAAUCAUUCUGUAAAGUGACCAGUUGUUUGGUGGCGUCGUUUGAGACGAGAUAUCGGUCGUCCACAUGACAGCGGUCCAUCUGUGCCCCCCCGGUACUCGAGGCCCUAUGGGUGAAGUGGAACGCUAUCCGACAUGAUACUGCGGAUGGGUUGGACCGGAGUUGGGUGAUCGGAGAUGUUUGAGUGGAUGCCAAGAAAGCAUCAGAGUGAUUCGUACCGCACAGCAUCUGGAGCGAAUCUGGGGUAUUUGAUGCUGCGGUUCAUGACGGGGAGAUCACCUUCCGCCUCGUCUGAAUCUGCAUCGACCACCAAUGUCCAUGUUUUACUCGCAAGAAACGCUGGUCGAGUCGGCCCCGCCAACAACACUCGUUUUCCGGCCCAACAGCAUGCUCUCGAGCACCAUCUCGGACGGCGCGAGCGGGCGCACGCUCUACGCUGUGAAGACCAACAUCCAGGGCGUGCGAACAGAUCUGGUAGUGCCCGGGACGCUGGAGGUUGCCGCGCAGAUCUCGCGCAAGGACUUCUUUCCGGAUACUGUCGCGCUUCGGGAGCCCGGUUCCGAGAAGCUGUAUACGACGAAGGUCAGCAAGUGGCUGUCUAAAGGGGAGUCGAUAACCGGAUUGCCGCUGCCGACGUACGUGCUAGACAGCGCCCUCCACGGCCGCUUCACGAUCCGCAUGCACAGGGAACACCGGCUCGCGCUGUUUGCGUCCGACGAUACGACGAUCCUCGCGCACUGGGACAUGUCCCAGUCCACCGGCUCGGACUCGUGCGCGCUGUCCUUCUCCGCCACGGUAGACAGCGCAUCGCGGCUCCAAAUCCUCGUCGCCUUCAUUUACCUUGAGCAGAAGCUGCGCAUGGUGGAGAAACAUUGGGGCAUGUCGAUGAACGACGGCAGGGCGCGUGUGGAAGGCGGAUUUGCCGUCAUUACAAUGGGUCUCGAUUGCGCCCCGGGCAUGGUCAAUUGCGUUUCUGAGCACAGGAGUCCAUCCCGCGUGGCAAUCUAUUCACUUCUGGUUAGCCUCCAAGCCCACACACUCCCAGACAGGGCACCCGAAGCCAUCCUCCUAGAAGCCGUUGACGACCUCAAGUUUAUCGCAUGGCACGGUCAUUCAUACAUGCCGAUGAAUGGGUAA